AUGAUGCUCGGCGAGCUGGCGGGGAGGGAGAAGCGACGUAGGGGGGAACAGGAACAGAACUGGCCGUGGGUGCUUGACGACCUGAAGGCAUUCAGGGCCGACCACGGAUCUAUGAAAACCGAUCCAUGUUGUCUCGGAAUCCCGGUACCGAAAGACACAGCCCCGAAGUUAAAGUGGACGGAAGUCGCGAAGGUGGAGGGGGGAGUAACCUGGCAUGCGGCGGUGCUGCAGGGAGCUGAGAGGUUCAUGACCUCCUGGCACGAGAAGGAAGGAGAGGCCAGCCGACAACGAGCGCUCAAACGAAACCACAAGCUAACAACCAAUGGGGCGGGAGGGGGGCAGGAGACGGGCGAGGCGGCGAGGGAAGAGAGCAAACGAGAAGAGACGGAAUACGUGCCGGAUUGAAGUUCUUUUAGCCAAUCCCCCCCCCCAACGCUACAUACUGAAACCUCACGAGUUGAGUGAUGUUGGAUAGUGCCGGACACAUUGACGCUUUGAGUCAGGAAAGACACAUACUGAAACCUCACAGGUUGAUUUGUAUUGGAGAUUGCCGGACACAUGAACGUGUUGAGUGAGGAUAGCUGCAUACUGAAAGCUCACAUAUGGAUUGGUUUUUGAGUUUGCCAGACACAUAGACGCGCUGCGUGGGGAUAGCUACAUACUGA
Ectocarpus sp. CCAP 1310/34 is the source of this 665-nucleotide messenger RNA. The record is from the annotation of a GenBank genome assembly. Lineage: Eukaryota; Phaeophyceae; Ectocarpales; Ectocarpaceae.